CACGUUCGCGCACAGUCCAUCUGAUAUCCUCUGAAGGUUGGAGAGCUUCAAUUACAGCAGCCGGUUAAUGAAAUGAAAGAAAAUUAUCAAGGACAUUUUUGCGACCUGAAGAUUUUUUAUUGACUUGGCGCUGUGGGAUAACAUCCAACUUGUGGAAAAAAGUAAAAACCCAAAAGGCCUUGGGCAAGCAAGUUUUAUUUUACCCCAGAUCUAAAUUUGCGCAUCUGCUGCCACCAUGGGUGAACUCUUCAGAAGCGAGGAGAUGACCCUCGCUCAGCUCUUCCUCCAAUCAGAGGCUGCCUACUGCUGUGUCAGUGAGCUAGGAGAGCUGGGAAUGGUCCAGUUCCGUGAUCUGAACCCUGACGUGAACGUGUUCCAGCGCAAGUUUGUCAAUGAAGUGAGGCGCUGUGAGGAGAUGGACCGCAAACUGAGGUUUGUGGAAAAGGAGAUAAAGAAAGCCAAUAUUCCCAUUGUGGACACGGGGGAGAAUCCAGAAGUCCCCUUCCCAAGGGAUAUGAUUGACCUGGAGGCCACCUUUGAGAAGCUAGAGAAUGAGCUGAAGGAGAUCAACACCAACCAGGAGGCGCUGAAGAAGAACUUCCUGGAGCUGACUGAGCUCAAGCACAUCCUCCGUCGCACCCAGCAGUUUUUUGAUGAGGCUCAAUUACAUCAUCAUCAGCAGAUGGAGGACCCGAAUCUGCUGGAGGAGUCGUCCUCCCUGCUGGACCCCAGCGAGGCGGGACGGGGGGCGCCACUGAGGCUGGGGUUCGUCGCUGGGGUCAUCAGCAGGGAGCGGAUUCCAACUUUCGAGAGGAUGCUGUGGAGGGUGUGUCGCGGGAACGUGUUUCUGCGUCAGGCGGAGAUUGAGGACCCUCUGGAAGACCCCACCACAGGAGACCAAGUCCACAAGUCCGUCUUCAUCAUCUUCUUCCAAGGUGACCAGCUGAAAAACAGGGUUAAGAAGAUAUGCGAGGGAUUUCGUGCUUCCCUGUACCCCUGUCCUGAGACACCCCAGGAGAGGAAAGAGAUGGCAGCGGGGGUCAACACUCGCAUCGAGGACCUCCAGAUGGUGCUGAACCAGACGGAGGAUCAUCGUCAAAGGGUCCUCCAGGCUGCGGCCAAGACAGUGAGGGUGUGGUUCAUCAAGGUCAGGAAGAUGAAGGCCAUCUAUCACACGCUCAACCUCUGCAACAUCGACGUCACCCAGAAGUGUUUGAUCGCCGAGGUGUGGUGCCCGGUCUCUGACCUGGACUCCAUCCAGUUUGCCCUGCGGAGAGGCACUGAGAGAAGUGGCUCAACGGUGCCCUCAAUUCUCAACAGGAUGCAGACCAAGCAGACCCCGCCCACAUACAACAAAACCAACAAGUUCACUUCCGGCUUCCAGAACAUCGUGGAUGCUUAUGGAAUUGGGACCUACCGGGAGAUCAACCCAGCCCCCUACACCAUCAUCACCUUCCCUUUCCUGUUUGCGGUCAUGUUCGGGGACAUGGGCCACGGGCUGCUAAUGACCGGUGCUGCCCUCUAUCUGGUCCUGAGGGAAAGCCGGCUCCUCUCCCAAAAGAGUGACAAUGAGAUUUUUAGCAUGAUCUUUGCUGGACGGUACAUCAUCCUGCUGAUGGGAAUCUUCUCCGUCUACACUGGAAUCAUCUAUAAUGACUGCUUCUCCAAAUCACUCAACAUGUUUGGCUCUGGUUGGAGUGUCAGGCCCAUGUUCGGGUCAAAGGGUGCAAACUGGACAUUUGAGACCCUUGAUACUAAUCCAGUCUUGCAGUUGGAUCCGGCAAUACCAGGAGUCUUCAAUGGGCCCUAUCCUUUAGGUAUUGACCCGAUCUGGAACAUUGCCACUAAUAAGCUGACGUUCCUCAACUCCUUCAAAAUGAAGAUGUCUGUCAUCCUGGGGGUCAUCCACAUGCUGUUUGGUGUCAGCCUCAGCUUGUUCAACCACCUGUACUUCAAGAAACCCCUGAACAUCUUUCUGGGCUUCAUCCCCGAGAUUGUCUUCAUGAGCUCCCUUUUUGGCUACCUGAUCCUGCUCAUCUUCUACAAAUGGGGAGCGUAUGACGCUGUCACCUCUAAGGAUGCACCCAGCCUGCUCAUCGCCUUCAUCAACAUGUGCCUCUUCAACUACAGUGACCCCACUAACAAAGCCCUCUACAGAGGACAGAUGGGGAUCCAGUGUUUGUUGGUGGUGAUUGCCCUUGCAUGUGUUCCCUGUAUGCUGAUAGUGAAAACAAUGGUGCUUCGGCGUCAGUACCUUUGGAGGAAGCACCUGUCACAGAAGAUAGAAGAAAGGCCUGCUGAGAAUCUAGAAAAUUUAGAGCAGACAGGCGUGUCUUCAUCAUGCACCGGACUCACUCAACAGGGCACACAGAAAUUUGGUGGGAUCCGGGUCGGUAACGGGCCCACGGAAGAUGAAGCUGAGAUAAUCCAGCAUGACCAGCUCUCGCAGCAUUCCGAGGACGAGAAUGAGCCCGCUGAGGAGGAAGUGUUUAACUUUGGAGAUGUAGCAGUCCAUCAGGCCAUCCACACCAUAGAGUACUGCCUGGGCUGCAUCUCCAACACUGCCUCCUACCUACGGCUGUGGGCUCUGAGCCUGGCCCACGCACAGCUGUCAGAGGUCCUGUGGACCAUGGUGAUGCACAUUGGGCUGUCGUCAAGGAGCUACGGUGGGUUCUUUGGCCUGUCCAUCAUCUUCUCGGCCUUUGCCACUCUAACCGUCUGCAUCCUGCUGAUCAUGGAGGGCCUGUCAGCCUUUCUGCACGCGCUCCGUCUGCACUGGGUGGAGUUCCAGAACAAGUUCUACACGGGACAGGGCUUCAAGUUCAUCCCAUUCUCCUUCGACAGCAUCCUGGAGGGGAGAUUUGACGAGUAGACAUAUCCAGCACCCCCCUCCAGCUUUGCCCCUCCCUCUGGUAGCGGGGUUGGUUCUGUGUAGUGUUUGUGAACUAUGGCGUAGUUUUCACCCCCUGCCCCAUUGUGGCUCAAUGUUGUAGGAGUUGUGGCCCUGCAUUGGUGUUAGUUUUGAAUGACUUUGUGUCUUUGCUGAACAGCCAAUCAAAUCCAUCAAUUUGAGUUCUCCGCAAUGCAUUUUAAGCCAGUGGUCAGAAGUGAAUUCUGAGUUCAGUUAUUAUCCAAUAUAAGGCUAUUUCUAAGUUCUGUGCUAAACCAAUGAAACAAUUAGUACCUUCUAUUAUAACAUGAAUAAAGUCACUUAAUUAUUUAUUGAAAAUAUUUUUAAAAAAGUAUCACUUAUUAAAUUAAAAGCAGACAUUUUUGACCAAAGCAAGUCCUCAGUAUAUAGCUAGUAAACUGCAUUCUUGUUAAUGUCAUUGUUUAUUUUUUAUCUGAUAAAUUAUUGGUUGUGUACUUUAUAAAAAAGGGCGGGUGAGACCCAGUACUCCAUUUGUAUUGCAUUUGCACUACUGUCCACAAAAAAGGAAAACCUAACUGACCAUUAUCUACACUUAACAGAGCCAGUGCCUAUUGGUCAAUGAGUAUUAUAGGGAUGUGUGAAAGCACAGAAGUAGCAAUGAAACCUGUUAGUUUUGGAUUGUCCCUAACUUUAAUACCACUGAAUGGACAGGCUUUACUUGUCUUAUUGAGAGAAGCGAGCUGUCAUCCUCUACAUUUCCAAGGUACAGUAGUCUGAAUUGUUCUGACCUCAACCAGCGGUAGUUUUGACCUCAGUCACCACACCUUCCCUCUCACACCAGUGAGGGUCUACAAAAUCACGCCCAUCAGUCUUGUGCUCACCAUAUCCAUCCCACAAUGCCUUGCUCCUCAAACAGGAUGUUUCUUCAUGAAAAAUCUGCCAAGCUGUUAUUCAGAGACCAGACACCGUCACUUUAAGGCAGGGGUGUCCAGUCUUCUCCAAAAAGGGCUGGUCUGAGUGCACGUUUUUUGCUUUAGCCCAUCAGUACAACGCCCAAUUCAACACAGGUCUUCAAUCCAGACAUUGAUAAGUAGAAUCCUACCAGAGAGGAUUUAUUUAGAUUACAUUAGUUACAGGGUGAGGGCAUAUGAGAGGGUUCCACUGGGGUGUUAUUGGUGUCUGGACUAUGGACACGUGGCAGCAGUUUGUAGAAAAAGGGAUCACAGGUGUAGAAGGUGUGGGAAAGAUGGGUGUUCGGUUGAGGAUUGUACGAUGUCUAAAGACCAGGCAAUAUGUUUUCACUGUGGGGGAAAUCAUGAUGUGGGGGCAAAGCAGUGUGAAAUAAGGAAGAGGGAAAGUGAGGCAGAAAGCACACAAGUGCAGAACAAAAUAACAUGCAGAAGCAACGAAGAGAGUGAGGGCAGAAACGGGAACUGUGAGGAAGGAACAGAAUAGAACUGAAAAAGGGAAAGGAUCAAGUGAGAUGUGACAGACAAAUGACGUAUAUGGAUAGAAGAAGGUUCUUGGCAUUUAUAGCGAUGGUGAUCAAUUGUGCUAGUGAAAUAGAGGCAAAAUCAGAGAGGAUCAAGAUGGUGGUGAACGCAGCGAAAGAGAUUUUGGGUAUAACGGAUGUGAAGGGGGACGAAAUACAGGGAAUUUUGGCGAAAGGGUUUAGAGGGAGUCAGAUGCCAGGGAUAUAGGGAAAUAGUGAAGAAUCGCGAGUCAGAUAUGGGAGGGUUGGUCUGUUGUUUUAUCUAUUUUUUGAGAGAACUAAACCAGAUAGCAAUGCAUACAGUAGGUGGCAGUAAUGCACUAAUUUUAGUUUGCCAACCACCAUUAAAACCAAAGAAGAAGAAGAUAAGUAGAAUCAGGUGUCUUAGUGUUGAGCUGAAACAAAAACCUGCACCCAUGCCGGCCUUUUUCGGAUAAGAUUGGACACCCCUGCUUUAAAAGCCCAAAUGGAAGCAGUAAGGCUUGCACAGGUUGACAUCUGUAAAAAUCGUUAUUCCAGCAGAACUAGCAGGUUUCUUCAGUUUGCUAAGCAAAACAAUCUGAGUGCACUCACAACUGUAAUACUGUAAUAUAAGGUAUAUACACCUGCUAUCAUUUCUCCACAGAAAUGAUAGGGGCCCAGCAUGUACUGUAUAUGUGUGUUGCACAGCAUUUGUAAAAAUUGUAAAAAUGGCACUGGAGUUCAACUCAAACCUCUUUUUUGUUGUCAUGGAAAUUGUGUUGUCUGUGAAUAUUCCCUACAUUUGUUUAUGUAUUUAUUAUUUUAUUCCAUAUUUUUAUUUUCUUUAUAAUUUACAUGAAGAAAUAUUUAUAAAGUGAGCUAUAAUCAACAAAACUGGAUUUAGAUUAGUGGCAUUACCUGACAGAGACAUGCUGAAGCUGAAUAUCAUACGGGUCUUACUUGAGUUUGAAAGGUACAUCAGGCCUGUUACCCCUUCCCAGAAUGAACACUCACCUUUGGAAGAAUUAUACAUCUCCCUCUUAGACUUCAGUGUAUAAUUCUCAUUGGCUUUUAGAAGGUAGUCAAGGCAUCUUUGCAUUAUCAUUUUCUUUAGCUUUUCCAUGCAAAUGAAAUUAGUGUAUUCUCUAUAAUUGUUUCGCUGCUGAACCUCUAAGGGAGGUUGCUGGCAAAGCAGGUAUUCAGAAAAACGCAGCUUUCGGCUUACAGAGCUUUACUGACAAACGUGUGUGAGAUUGUUUCGACAUUCGUUACCAGAGCGGCGUCUCAAGACAAGGCCUUUCAGGAGUGCUAAGAAUGUUUUUUUUUUCUUACAUAUAUGAGAUUUGCUACUUAACACAUCGCACAAAAUCUUCUCUUGCUCAGAUGGAUUUUGACCUACAAGCAAAUUUCGCGGUAGAGUAUGAACCCUGCUUUGGAAACGUUCCGAAAUGAGAAAACUGCGUUCUUUAAAAGCUGCUUCUCCAUUUGCUUCACAUUAAAAAUGGCCUGCUGUCUUGACCUUUCUGGAAGUGACGUUUUCACCACCACUUUCUGGGUUUUCAGCAUGAAUCAUGCAAUGCUCUAUAAUAAAAACAUAUCUGGAAGUGAACUAGGUAGAGUGCUAUUUUGUCACCUGUAACCGUAGGUAGCAUUAUGUUAAUGGUGUGUUCUGCAGUGAUCCAAGUAGCGAUGUUCGACCGCCUGUUUUUGUUCAUGGUUGACAUGUUGAUUUGUGAAUGUUUACAGUGUGGGGGAGGGGGGGAGGACUCUGGAUUCAUGCUUUUAUCAAGCCAAAACACUGUCAGCUGGGGGAUCAAUGGAAUUUACUGUGUGAGAAUUAUGUGAAGUGUCCAUUUUGAAUUGUGGCUGAUGUGUAUGUGUAUUUAAGUAUUAAAGGGGGCAAUGCAGGGAAA
This is a messenger RNA of Anguilla rostrata (American eel), 6238 nucleotides long. RefSeq names its product ATPase H+ transporting V0 subunit a1a (gene atp6v0a1a). Gene Ontology annotation, biological process: proton transmembrane transport; vacuolar acidification. The record is from RefSeq and is a predicted model, not a curated record. Lineage: Eukaryota; Metazoa; Chordata; Actinopteri; Anguilliformes; Anguillidae. The coding region runs from base 236 to 2872 and encodes 878 amino acids. The transcript is spliced from 23 exons. Gene Ontology annotation, cellular component: vacuolar proton-transporting V-type ATPase, V0 domain; plasma membrane; vacuolar proton-transporting V-type ATPase complex. Gene Ontology annotation, molecular function: ATPase binding; proton-transporting ATPase activity, rotational mechanism.